AUGAAUGCGUACAUGAUCUGGUCUCGCAUUCACCGUCCAGUCUUGAACCAAGCCUAUCCUGGCACCCCAUUUUCCACCAUUAGUGCCAGGCUUGGAGAAGAAUGGAAAAACCUGUCACUGGAGCAGCAAAAGCCCUAUUAUGAGGAGGCGGAGCGACUUAAAAGGAAACACGCUGAAGAGUAUCCAAGUAAGUAG
Messenger RNA from Staurois parvus, 195 nucleotides. The record is from the annotation of a GenBank genome assembly. Lineage: Eukaryota; Metazoa; Chordata; Amphibia; Anura; Ranidae.